Linum tenue is the source of this 306-nucleotide messenger RNA. Lineage: Eukaryota; Viridiplantae; Streptophyta; Magnoliopsida; Malpighiales; Linaceae. The record is from the annotation of a GenBank genome assembly.
AUGUACUUUGUUGUUUGUACCACAUCGUUGGAGGAGACGUCUGGAAGCAAGCAAGACGAAUAUAAAACGCAACACCUUGCCACUGUUGAAGGCAUACCUUUCUCGGCCUUUUGGCUAAGAUCAAGUGUAGUAUCUGUUCUUAUCAGUUUAAUAUCUGAUACGUGGGCCAAUGGCCCACACGAUAUUAAAUUUAUUUUUCUAGGGGGAAAAGGCCCACUACUGGAGCUUGCUCCAGGGGCCUUCUCGCGCGUCGCCCAUGCGUUGCACUAUUGCACGGGCCUGGCUCACCCCACCAAUUUUAGUUAA